Molecule: messenger RNA, 1934 nt
Organism: Lagopus muta (rock ptarmigan)
Lineage: Eukaryota; Metazoa; Chordata; Aves; Galliformes; Phasianidae
Gene: SMTNL1
Product: smoothelin like 1
Exons: 7
Coding region: 132-1832 (566 amino acids)
Biological process (GO): actin cytoskeleton organization
Cellular component (GO): microtubule organizing center; filamentous actin
Molecular function (GO): protein binding
Source: RefSeq, a predicted model, not a curated record
CCCCCCCGUCCCUUCCCCUCCCCGCGGUGCCCCCCUCCGGCCCCCGGCCCGCCCCGUCAACGCUGACUGAAGGCGGCACCUGCGGCAGUCACACGGCCGCGGGGCGAGCGGAGCGCGCCCACAGUAGGAGCAUGGAGUCCCCAGCAAGUGGUGGAGCCCCCGCCCCGAGUGACACAGCCCUGGGUGACAUCGCACAGACAUCAACAGGGCCCACAGAGGGGAUGGUGGGGGGGGACAGCAGGGAAAGCGUGGCACAAGAGGGGCAGGGGGAGGCUGGCAGAGCUGAAGGAGGGGCUGGGGGGGAAGCUGCACGGGAUGUGGGGAGUGAGGGCAAGGGGGAGGCAGCAGAGAAUGCUGGGAGUGAGGCUAAGGUAGAAGCAGCGAAGGAUUAUGGGAGUGAUGCUAAGGGGGAGGUAACAGGGAAUGCUGGGAGUGAGGCCAACAUAAUGGGAGAUGCUGGUAGUGAGGCUAAAGAGGAGGAUGCAAGGGAUGCUGGGAGUGAGGUUAAGGGGGAGGCUGCAAAAGAUGCUGGGAGUGAGGCUGAGGAGGCUGCAAAGGAUGCUGAGAGCAAAGCUAAGGAGGAGGCUGCAAAGGAUGCUGGGAGCGAGGAUAAGGAGGAGGUUGCAAAGGAUGCUGGAAGCGAGGCUAAGGGGGAGGCUGCAAAGGAUGCUGGGAGUGAAGCUAAGGGAGAGGCUGCAAAGGAUGCUGGGAGCGAGGCUAAGGGAGAGGCUGCAAAGAGUGCUGGGAACGAGGCUAAGGGGGAGUCUGCAAAGGAUGCUGGGAGCGAGGCUAAGGGGGAGGCUGCAAAGGAUGCUGGGAGUGAGGUUAAGGGGAAGGCUGCAAAGGAUGCUGGGAGCGAGGCUAAGGGGGAGGCUGCAAAGGAUGCUGGGAAUGAAGCCAAGGCAGCAGGGGUUUCUGGGAGCGAGGCUGAGAUUGCAGAGGAUGCUGGCAAGGAGCCCGCAGCAGGGCAGGCUGCUGAGCACGAGGCUGAAGGGCAGGCCAGAGGCAGUGCAGUGCCACAGGAGGAGGCCAAGCCUGAGCCCAGGCCGGAGGCAGCGGGCAGCACCCAAGGCCGGCAGGAGCCCACCUGGCUGCAGGAUGAGGAUGAUGAGCUGUGGCCUGAGUUCCCCCCCUGCUCGCCCACGGAGGGGGCCGCCAGCCCCACCACCCCACUCUCCCCUACCUCCCCUGUGUCUCCCACGUUCCCCGUAUCUCCCACAUCCCCUUCGCCUCCUGUGUCCCCCACAUCUCCCACAGGUGAUAUCCACAGUGGUGACCCUAUCCCUGCUCACAGCCACCACCCCUGUGUUCCCAGUGGUGUGUCUGCAGUGGGGCCACGAGGACGGGUGCCCCCCCGGGUGGCAUCUGUGGGGCGGCCACGAGUGAGCAGCCGGGCAUAUGGACGGAGUGCCAUCCUGGAGAAGUUUGGGGGGGCAGCCACAGGCCCAGCCCCACACCUGAAGCGUGUGGGGGCCACGGGCUCAGUGAAGGCCAUGCUGCUGGAGUGGUGCCGUGCCAGGACACGUGGCUACCAGCAUGUGGACAUCCAGAACUUCUCAGGGAGCUGGAGCAGCGGCCUGGCCUUCUGCGCCCUCAUUCACAGCUUCUUCCCCGAUGCCUUUGACUAUGGCAGCCUGGAGCCCCAGGACCGCCGGCGUAACUUCACCCUGGCCUUCAGCACCGCAGAGGAGCGUGUCGACUGUGCCCAGCUGCUGGAGGUGGAAGACAUGCUGCGGCUGACGGUGCCGGACGCCAAGUGCAUCUAUACCUACGUGCAGGAGCUGUACCGUAGCUUGGUGGCCAAGGGGUUAGUGAAGACCAAGAAGCGCUGAGGCCUCGCCAGCCCCAUUCCCCACUUUGUCCCCCAGCCCCUAGGAGUAAAGGUUUGCAGUGCCAUGCCGUGGUGCCUCAUCUCUCGUGUGGACAGCAUCAUG